Messenger RNA from Moneuplotes crassus, 2832 nucleotides. NCBI's taxonomy places the organism in Eukaryota, Ciliophora, Spirotrichea, Euplotida, Euplotidae. The record is from the annotation of a GenBank genome assembly.
UAUUUUCGCAGAUAAAGGGCUUUUCAAGCAGAAAUCAGUGAUGGAUAGUAAAUAUCAAGCAAGUAAUGUUGAUAAUAUGGACUCUGAGCAAGCCAAUAGGUUUAGAAGCAGAGGAUUUAAUAACCGCCAGAAGAGUCUUGAUGAUAUGUUUGGAUUCAAGAAAACAAGGAAACCAUCUCCCCCAAAAACAGCUGAGGCUUCGAGGAAAAAGAAAAUACAAUUCUCACAGCCAAAAGCAACUUAUAGAUGGAACAAGAAUGCAGUGAAGAAGAAAUCAGCUGAGGCUAGUUCCCAGAAGAAGGAAGAAGAGGUUCAAGAAUGAGUCUAUGGGUCUAAAUCUCAGAAGACUUUGACCAUGUACCCUACAGGAGAGAUAGCUGAUAGUGAAAAUAUUGAGAAAAGAAUUGUUUUUGAGCUUGUUAGUGACCACGAUUGAGCAGUAAAAUUCUACAACUAUUUCACUGAACAAGCUAAAGAAAUUAUUAAAUAAAGUCAAAAGAUCCCGAUUUGACAAUGAUGAACACUGUUGGGUAUUCCCAAAAGAACAGUACAUGUACCUCAAAGAUGAGCUAAGGUCGAUUGUUGGUUCAGAUGUAAAGAUUUCUCUGAUACCUGAGUUCAUAUCCCGUCUGAUCAAAUUCCCUACCCCUUACCCAAACAUUACGAGAGAAAGCUACAACUAUAGCAUUGAUAAAGUAAACAAAUAUUCACUAGAUAAUUUGCCUGAAAGCUUACUGAAAAAGCUCCUAAACUUUCAAAAACAUGGAGUAGAAUACUGUAUCAGAAAGUGUGGAAGAGCCAUCAUUGGUGAUGAAAUGGGCGUCGGGAAGACAAUCCAAGCAAUAGCCACAGCAUAUGUAUACAAAGAGGACUGGCCUGUCCUGGUUAUCUGCCCUUCAUCAUUAAAGCAUAUAUGGAAAUAUGAGAUCCUCAAGUGGCUUUCUAGUGAGAUAAAAGAAGAGGAAAUUCAAGUUUUUGAGACUGGAAAAGACGACUUCGAUAAAUCUCGGAAAAUCUUUAUAUUUUCAUAUGAGCUAGCAACAAGGAUGAGCGAGAAGAUUGAUAAAAUGGAGUUCAAGGUUGUCAUAAUCGAUGAAGCUCAUUAUCUAAAAAGCCGAGAUGCCAAAAGAUGCAGAAUGUUGCUUCCUAUUAUUACUGAGGCGAAAAGAAUUCUAUUUCUAACUGGAACACCAAUUUUAUCACGCCCGAUUGAACUUUUCAACCUUGUAAAAGCUCUCAGACCUGACAUGAUCAGACAGUUUCUUGAUUAUGCCUAUAGAUAUUGUAAUCCAAGAGAAAAUAAAUUUGGAACAGAUUUCACUGGAGCUUCCUGCAUGAAAGAGCUCCACUACAUUCUGGAGAAAAGCUUUAUGAUUCGAAGGCUUAAAUAAAGAAGUGCUAUCAGAGCUCCCAGACAAGAGAAGACAAUUAGUAGAUAUUACAGUUGAUAAGAAGAUGCAGGACAAGAUCAAAAAUGUCUUAACUGAGCAGUUAAGAGAUUUGCAGAUGAGGUCGGAAGAUCCUCAAAAAUUCCUCGAAGAGAAGUUCGACCAAUACAAUGAAGGAGAUAAAGAAGCUGAUUUUGAAGAUACUGUUAAUGACCUUGGGCAUUAUUUUACCCAAGCUUAUCAACUAACCGGGGAAGCAAAGACAAAAGGAAUCCUAGAUUUUGUCACUACUAUGAUUGAAAGCGACACUAAAUUUCUGAUCUUUGCUCAUCAUAUUUCAGUCAUGGAUGCCAUCGAAACUUUCUUGUACAAAAGAAAGGUAAAAUCUAUCAGAAUUGAUGGAAAGACAAAGCAGAAUUUACGACAUAAACUUGUUGAAAAGUUUCAAAAUGACGAGAAAAUUAAAGUAGCUAUCCUUUCUAUAACUGCUUGUUCUCAUGGUCUCACUCUCACUGCCUCCUGCACUGUAGUAUUUGCUGAGUUAUUCUGGACACCAGGAGUAAUGAUCCAAGCUGAAGACAGAGUACACAGAAUUGGUCAAGCCAAUUCAGUUUCAAUAUAUUACUUAUUUGGUGAGGACACUCUUGACCAAAUAAUGCUUGACAUGAUUCUCUCAAAAUCUGAAAUCAUUGCAAGCACACUGGAUGGAGUCAAAAACAGUGAGUUUUGAAUCGGCACCAACAAGAACAAAAGGAAUUUCAGUAUGAUGAAGCACUUAGCUAAAUUCUGUAACCUCGAAGAAGACUUUUCCAAUUCUCCUGAAUCUUCAAGAUUUGACUCAAUCCAAUGAGAGUCGAAAGUCAAUGACGAUGAGUUCCAAGAAAUCUUGGAAUCAUCGAAAAAUAAAACCAGGAAGAAAACUGAUAUCUAUGAAGAGUUUUCAAUAGCAUUUGAAACCCCUGACCCAUCUACCCAGAAGAAAAGAGUGAGAAAGCAGAUGGAAAAAGAGGAGCCAAAUGGAUUAACUGAGCGGGACUACCUAAAUUUCAUGGUUUCCAACCAAGCCAAAGUUUUGCAGGAAGCAUCACAGAAUAUUUCUAGUAGUAGGAAAUUUAACAAGAUUGCCAAAGAGAUUAAGAAGAAGCAGAAGAGCAAAAAGAAAAGCGAGUUCAUUCAGGAUGAUGACUCAGAAGCAGACGAAAUGUUUGAUCUCUAUCUAGACCAGAUCCGAGAAGCUAAUAGAGCAAAAAUUGAAGGCGUUCCCUCAGUCCCAAAGAAAAGAAAGAAACACACAUCUGAGAUUGAAAGGGUAGGGUUUUUAAAUGAUGCUAAGGACAGAGAGAAUCAAUUAAAUAUGACCAGUUUUGAGAAGAAAAAGAGAGGAAGAAAAUCUAGAAAGAAGAAAGAAUCUCUCCCAGAAGAGGAAGAAUUUGUAGACGUCUAA